AGGCAAGGAGAGCACGUAUAUACCUCUUUCUCUCUUCUUACUCUCUCGCCGCUGUGCGCUAAAGAGCGCUCUCUCGAGCUUUUUCCAUUGCUGCGAUCAGUUGGCUCCACUGCUGGCUUCCAAUUAGAAAGAAAAGAGUCACCCGCGCGCGGAGUUCUUUCCGACGCGUCGUUCCGCAAAUAGUUUUAUUUUGUUUUUUUAAUAACUUAACUUAAUUUCCGUUCCGUUUGACUUUUCGCGAGUGACGUCGCCGUUUAUGGGAAAGUGCGCACAUAUGGAAAUCGUAAGGAAAUAGUUGUUGUUUAACAGAAGACACGCGUCGCCUUUCCGCGUGUCUUUUAUUUUUGUGGAUCAGCGGCCACCUGAAAGGCGCCAUUUGAAAAGCCAACAGCUGUGCGCCAAAAUAUAAAUACAUAACGUAUAUGUUCAAGUGCAAAAAGCUGGCGUUGUUUAAUAGAAAUUAAAUAAAAAUAUACAAAAAAAAAAUAAUAAAAACGACGAGGAAACGUGCAAAAAACUGAGAGAGCGGUGCGUGUGUGUGUUGUCUCUUGCUCUCUCGCCCGCUCUUUUUUAUUGCGCAAGCAAAAGAGCGAGCACUUUACAUAUGUAUAUAUAUUAUAUAGAUAAAUGUGUGUGUGCGUACCUGAAAAUAUAUAUAAUUUAUUUGAUUAUUUCCAUUUGUAUUAGAAACAACAACAAAGGCGCUUGCUGAAUAAGUAGAAUUUGAAGUGCACUUUCUUUGUGACCAAAAAGAUCGCUCCAAACUCCAAAAAUCGACCAAGGCUAUAUAUUUGUGUAUAUGUCUGUGGAUUUCAAAGCGCAAGCGUCGCGUCGCCAUGCGAAUGUUAAUAAGAAACACAAACCCCUAAUAAUCGUCAGCAGCUGAGAAAUAACAAAAAAGAAACAUCACAACAUUAUCACAUAAAAAUAUAACAAAAGUGGAAAACCAAGAAAUCAACUAAACUUAAGCAGGGGUUCCAAGGGUUUGAAGUCCGUUGGCUUCGGAAUGUAUUCCAACAAGGAGACAAAGAGUGUGCCAAAGGCCCAGAAAAAGACUACGAAAGUUAACAAGAAGCAUCAGCAGCAGCAGCAGCAAACUCAAAAGCAGUCACCGUUGGCCAAUGGCAAUAAAGUUAAGUCACCAGCAAAUGCCAAGAAUAGCCAACAAAAUAACAACAACAACAAUAAUCAAACCAACAAUAACAACAACACUACAGUGCCGAAUAAUAAUAGUAAAAGUAAUACAUUGCCAGUAAAUACGACGCAGAAAUUCCGGGAGCAUUACCACGCUGAGAAGAAGAACCAGAGCCUUAAGAUGGGAGCCACCACGUUGCCCGGCUACGAUAGUGUCCCCAAAAUGGAGCGAUCUAAUAGCUUUUCGUUGCGCACCAAAUUCAAUAAACUGAUUAAUCACCUGACUGGCAGCAAGGAGAAUCUAUCGAAGACCGAUAACGAUGGAGAUUCCAGUCGAUUACCAUUCACAUUCACCCGCAGUCGAUCGAUGAUUCAAAUGAGGCGACCCAAUCGCCGGAGUUUCAUAGAACCCCAGUUGGAGCAACUGUCCGAGGAGACAGAGAAAUCGGGAGAUCUCACCUCGCCGGCUUCACCGCGUAAGACUUCCAUUGCCGACUCGCCAGUAUUCCUGCGUAGAAGUGAACUAACCGGAUCGGUGAGGACACCAACACGUCGUCAAUCCGCCCAGCCCUUCACAUCGACUCCGUUGGAGGAAGUGCAGCCGCAGGCUCAACGCAAAGGCUCUCUGCUGUCGCUGAAUCAAACGGAACCCAUUAAUAAUCCCCAGCUGAAUUUCCAAAAGAGACGAUCCAACACCCUGAUAGCUUCAUUUAAGAGCACCUUCAGUGGGCUAACCGGCAGUAGCGGUGGAGCCGAGAAGAAGGAGAAGAUGAAUCCCAAGUGGAGUGCCUCGUUGCAGUCCCUGCAGGCCAUCGACAAUAUGGUUAGCUAUGCCAAUAUGUCCUUCAUCGACUACGACAAGUUCAAUGGUUAUGAGAAGCAGCUGGAACGACAGCAAUCGUUGAUGAGUUUAGCGGAACAGCCUGUGCCCACUGCCACCCAACUACCACUUCCUCCUUCUGCCUUGGCCCACUCCCAUUCACCGUCGCCUCUGGGUGAAACUUCUCGCAACUCCGUCCACCUGGGCUCAUCCCUGGAUGAGUCGGUCAGGACGGUGGUUAUGCGCAGAAAGAGGAGUAAGACUUCCCUGGAGGGCAGAAGCAAGACCUCCUUGAAUGGCAGGAGCAGCAUGGCCAGCUUGAACAGUGCCUACAAUUUGGAUACGGAUUACGAACACAAUUUGGACCGCGUACAUAAUGUCUAUCGAGAAAGUUUGGACUCGCGAACUUUGGAACUACUAAAUCUGCGCUCACGGAACUCCUUCAUCCAAGAUCAGGCGGUGCUGUUCGAUGCACUGAAUCUGGAGGAUGGCUCAGUGUCGCGUCGGUGUGCCUUUUGUUCGAAACGAGUUUGCAGGAGUGGCAGCAUGCGGCAGCAGCAGCAGCGGGAAAGGGAUGCAGUGGACGGGCGAGGGAAUCCAAUAAAACAGGUAACGACUCGAAUCCAGAUGAUAUAUUGCAUCGAUGCCUCUCGUGCAGGCGCAUUAAGUUCGCUUAUUGCCGGCAAUAAACUCAUUUACGUACUCGACCCGAGCACGUUGCUCCUUGUGGCAGGACCCAUCUCAAUUGCUAGGGAACGAAAAGGGGAACGGGAACUGAGGGGAUGUGCGGCGUCCUCGUACUCGUCAGGUACAGAAACAGAAACAGAAACAGAAACAGAAACAGAAACAGAUACGGAUACGGUUACUGUGCCCAAGUACUUUACGCGAGUGUUUAGGUGUGUGGGCUGA
Molecule: messenger RNA, 2863 nt
Organism: Drosophila eugracilis
Lineage: Eukaryota; Metazoa; Arthropoda; Insecta; Diptera; Drosophilidae
Product: homeobox protein 5-like
Exons: 3
Coding region: 1007-2863 (618 amino acids)
Source: RefSeq, a predicted model, not a curated record